Molecule: messenger RNA, 1166 nt
Organism: Lactuca sativa (garden lettuce)
Lineage: Eukaryota; Viridiplantae; Streptophyta; Magnoliopsida; Asterales; Asteraceae
Molecular function (GO): ubiquitin-protein transferase activity
Source: RefSeq, a predicted model, not a curated record
GCCCAAAAGAUAACAGGCUGCUUCUCUCAAGAGUCAAGACUACAAACGCUAUAUAUAAGAUUUCUGGUCAUUUACCCUAGGCGUGCCAAACAUAUCUUCUGCCGCCGUCAGAUCACGCACCUGACUGUCUGCUGAAACGCUGCUAUCCGAUUUUUAUUUCUAUGUUCCAUCUCUGCAGCUCUCCAUCGUCUUGUCGAUUAUAGAACGUUUUACCUUCUAUCGUUGAUGAUUGCUAUUUUUAUCGCCGGCUCUCCGUAUGUUUACACCCAAGCGCCAAAGAAGAGGAACAAAUAAAUAGCAAUUAUAAGUUGGAGAUUCUUCUGGAAGAUCAAAUUAAACUCACCGGAUAAUCAAGGAAAGAAGUUUCAGCCGUCCAAGCAGGCUGUAACCAGCAACAAGGAGAAGGAGAAAAUGAUAGAUUUACCAGCUAAAGGGACCGAUAUGCGGGAGUUGCCAUUGAGAUACCAUAGUAAGGGGGUUACUAUUGCCUCCCCACCAAGACCCACACCUCAAGUCCAUGAAAAUGCCAUGAUUUCCAAAUCUAAAGAUCAAUCAUCUACGGAUGUGAGGACAGUAAUCAAAAAACGAAAGAGGAGAAAUAAGCAGCAAAAUAUUGUUGUACUUGAACCUUCUUCUUGGAACAGGAUCUGUCCACAAGAUGUGGUUGACGCUGGAAUGCAUCUGAAUCCAGCAAAAAAGAAGCAUUCUGCUUGGUUCAGUUUAACUCCUUCCUGUGAUCAGAACAGAAAGAACACUCUGCAACUUUUAGUGGAACCAUACUUACAGAUAAUCAUGGAGGGGAACUGUAAUCCAGAUGUGUCUAUUCUCAUGAAGUAUAUCGCAUUGCAACUUAAGCAUGUUCGCCAACAGGAGGUUGGUAUCUUCUUGAAUGGAAAACUUCUUGCCCCGGAAAUGAAGCUACUUGAUGUGGUGAAACAGUGGAUGGCUAUUGUUGAUUCAGAGAGGAAAAUAACCAAGAUUGGAAGUUCUGCUGAGAACUUCUGUGUGAAGCUGACUUAUGCUUGAAGAGAAUAGACAAAAGUAUGCAUUUAUAAUAAAAUCCAACAAAGCUUUGUUCCUUAAUUGUGCCAUUUAACCGAUUGACUUUUACAAUUUCUUGGUUAAUGCUGAUCGAAUGAAUUAAUUAGUUGGUUCCAUAGUGAUUA